This is a messenger RNA of Platichthys flesus (European flounder), 10204 nucleotides long. RefSeq names its product coiled-coil domain containing 88C (gene ccdc88c). Gene Ontology annotation, biological process: cytoplasmic microtubule organization; cytoskeleton-dependent intracellular transport. NCBI's taxonomy places the organism in Eukaryota, Metazoa, Chordata, Actinopteri, Pleuronectiformes, Pleuronectidae. The coding region runs from base 565 to 6462 and encodes 1965 amino acids. Gene Ontology annotation, molecular function: dynein light intermediate chain binding; microtubule binding. Gene Ontology annotation, cellular component: cytoplasm; centrosome. The record is from RefSeq and is a predicted model, not a curated record. The transcript has 31 exons.
UGGAGCGAAGGAGAGGAGAAAGCGACAGGGACGCGGUGGACAUGUAGAACAACGGAAACAACAGCUCUAACGCUCCAUGCCCACCUCACGUCGUGGUUUUUUUGUGCUUAUUUAUACUCUGUGGAGUUUUCCUUUUGUUCACGGUGGUUUCGUCGCUUUACGGUCCGGAACUGUAUCCCUGGCAACGCGACCAACAGUCCUUCAAAGUUUGGAUCAAGUGUUUUUGCCUCCGACGGAAAACAGACUGGAUAUUAAACCGCUAGACCAACGCAACUUACUCUGGGGGCAUGCUACCGUGUGUUGAAGUUCUCCAAACGGCCCCCGUUCACAACUAACUUGCUUUUAAUUCGAAACUUUUGUUUAGGGAAACGGGAAAGCGCGAGACAAUAGUGGCGAGGGAGAGAGGGAGCUCGUGCACGGGAAGAGGAGGGUAGGGGGAGUCGGUGCCUCGCGGGGGCUUUGUUCUGCCCCGGGGAGAGAGGUGGCGGAUAUCGACCGACCGAGCGGUGGAUUUAAUGAUUAGCUGGUGAUUAAAAAGUGGAGUCGGAAGCCGUGGGAACAACCAUGGACGUGACUUUGUCCGAGUUGCUGGCCACUUUCAUGGAGUCACCGCUGGUGGUGUGGGUGCGGCUGUUGGGGCCUCUGGGUUCAUGUGAUGAUGUGGGCUCAGAGGAGCGAGUCAGCAUGUUCAUGGAGCUGGUUGAUGGGGUUUUCCUGCACAAGAUCAUGACACACAUUGACCCUAGCCCCAGUAACCAGAGAUUGACCAAGAAUGUGAACAAUGACAUGUCGCUUCGCCUUUACAACCUGACUGUUCUCACCAGGCACAUCAGGACUUUCUACCAGGAGAACUUACAGCAGUUAAUAGUCAUGCCCCUUCCUAACAUCCUCUGCAUCGCUAAGGAUCCAAUAUCAGCCAAGAGCAUGGAAGAACUGAAAAGAAUGUUGUUGCUGAUACUAGGCUGUGCUGUUCAGUGUGAGCGUAAGGAGGAGAUGAUAGAGAAGAUCAAACUCCUGAACAUCGAGACCCAGGCCGCCAUUGUCUCUCACAUCCAGGAGGUUACCCAUAACCAACUGAAUGUACUCGACCUCUCCUGGCUGGAGGAAGGAGCAGAGCUUGUGCGUGAAGAGCUGGAGCCUCUGUCCCGCAACAUGGCUACAUCACUACAGCAACUGAUUGACCAGAGAGACAAAGCCAGUGAGGUGAUUUUGGAUUUAACCCAGGAAAGGGAUUACCUGUUCAGUCAGCAGCCCCAGGAAGGGUGCAGAAACCUGGGCAUGAGCAGCCAACAGCGAGAGCAGAGCGCUGGAGGUGUGGGAGUAAAUGUUGGAGGAUCAGCUCUUACUCUGACCAAAGAAGAGAGACAGCAUCUCUCUGUGGAGCUUGCAGAUACCAAGGCAAAGCUCCGCAAAUACAGACAAGAACUCGAGGAAAAAACCGAGCAGCUGAUGGAUUCAAAGCAUGAAGGGGAGCGUCUGGAUCAGGAGUUACAGAAACUAAAACAAGAGAAUCAGUUGCUAUCUUGUGAGGCUCGCUCAGCCCGAGUGUACCGGGACGAAGUGGACUCUCUGAGGGAGAAAGCUUCCAGGGUGGACAGGCUGGAGACUGAACUGACCAGAUGUAAAGAAAAGCUCAAUGAUGUUCACUUCUACAAGACCAGAGUAGAGGAGCUUCGUGAGGACAACUUUACUCUGAUGGAGACAAAGAUGUUGCUGGAAGAGCAGCUGACAGCCUCUAGGGGGCGCUUUGAAAAACUUCAUACUCUUGAGAAAGACAACCUUUUACUACGAUCUAAGAUACACGAUCUGGAAAUGGAGAGGGACAAUGAACGUCAGAGGCUGGAAGAACUUGUGGAGGAGAACAUGCUGCUGGAGAUUGGACAGAAACAGAGUAUGAACGAGUCAGCUCAUCUCGGCUGGGAGCUGGAGCAGCUGAGCAAAAACAAUGACAACACUAAGACAGAGACUCGUAAGUCACUGGUCCAUGAGCUUAACGAGUGUGUUUCCAGUCGAGUGUUGAAGCUUGAGAAGGAAAACCGGGAGCUCCAGUCCUCUAUAGAAAGACUGAAGGAAGACAGUCACCUCCUGCAGGAGCAGCAGCUCUACACCCAGGAGCUGGACAGGGAGAACCAGAGUUUCAGCAAGAAGCUGGAGCGUAUGCAGGGCUUAUUGGACCAGGAGAGACUGACUAAUCAGGACAUGGAAUCUCUGGGGGAGGAAAUUUUGAAGGAAAAGCAGAGUCUGGAGAGAGAUAUGCAUGUUCUGAGGGCAGAGAAGGAUCAGCUGAUCUCAGAGUUGGAGAGUGAGAAGCAUCACCUGUCUGAUGCGGUGGUGUCCCUUCAGGAGCGUGCGCAGUCCAACAGUGAGGCAAGAGUCCGUGAGGUGGAAACAGAGAACCGUUUACUGCACCAGAGCAUCACCGAUACCAGCUCCCGUUUGGCCAUCUUGGAAACUCAACUCAAAGUAUCACAUGAGGAAGCAGAGCGGCUGAGGGAGAAGGCAGGACGGUGCGAGGAGGCGGAGAGAGAGGCAAUAAGGCUGGAGCGGAGCAGGGACACUGUGAACAGAGAAGUGGUGUCUCUGCGUGCAUGCAGCGAGCGGUCAGAGGCGCUUGAGAAACAGGUGUCCUCAUUUGAACAGGAGGUGCACCGACUGAAGAGGGAGACAGAUGAAGCCCAGCAACAACUGCAGCACCUGAAAAGGCACGAGGUAGAGAACAGCCUGCUGUCAAAAGAGAACCUUGACCUCCGCUGCUCAAUGGAAAACCUGCGCUCCUCAUCCGCUCGUCUAGUUACCCUGCAGGAGGAGCAUACAGAAAUCCAGAGAGAGACACAGGUGCUGAAUAGGAGGCUUGAAGAGGUCAGAGAGGAGGCACAAACAGAGAGGAAGAGGGCAGAAAGGCUGGAGGUGAACAUGGCAACUCUGAAUAUGGAGAAGCAUCGAUUAGAAGAGGAACUAGAGAGGAGUAAAGAUGAUAGGGAGGAGGUAGAGAGGAAGCGACAGGAGACACAGAGCAGAAUGGAGGAAUGGAGAAGGGAAGUAGAGGACCUGAGAGAGGAGCGUAAAAGGAGGGAGGAGGGAGACAAGGAGAGGAGGAAGCUACAACUGGACCUGGAGCAGUCAGAGGAAGGCAGAAAGCAACUGGAGAAGGAGAGCUUGAAGAUCAGAACUCUGCUGGAGGGAAAAGAGACAGAACUUGAGGAGAGGGUAAGACUAUUGGCUACAAUUGAAAAGGAAGGCGGAGCGCUGAGUAAGGAAGUGGACAGGCUGAAGGAGGUGGCAGUCAAAGCCAAAGAGCUGGAGCGGGAGAACAAGGAUCUACACAAACAGGCGACUAUUGACAAGAGAACUCUGGCUACACUGAGAGAGGAGCUGGUGUCAGAGAAGUUGAGUGUUCAGCAGCAGAGUGUUGAGUUAGAAAGACUCAAUGAAGAACUGGAGAAGAUUGGACUGAACAGAGAAAAACUACUGCAGCAGGAGCACACCCUGGAAGACAGCAGGUACAGGCUGCUGGAGUCUCGGCUGGAGGAAACUGUCCAACAGACAAUGAAGAUUAAGGAAGAGAAAAUAUUCACUCUGGAAAAGAAGCUACAUGAGAGCCACACACUCAACGCUACGUUACGUGCUGAACGAGCUAAUGGUCACACGACAGUGUCUGACCUGAGUCAUAAACAGAAGGAGGAAGAAAACCACAUCUCCCAGCAGCGAUUCGGUUUUGACCAGGGUCAAAGGUCAGCCACUGCUGAGCUUCUACGAAUCAAAGAUCAUCUUAUUGAUGUGGAAAAGAAAAAUGCCUCCUUUCAAACAGAGACCAGUCUGUUGAAGGAGCAGCUUAAACAGCUGGAGAACCAGAACAAUUCUCUUAACAACCAGAUGGUGGCGCUGCAGCGACAUACCACCACACUGCAGGAACAGAACUCAUCCCUACACACACAGACUGCAAAGCUGCAGGUGGAGAACUCUACACUCUCUUCCCAGAGUGCAUCUCUCAUGGCCCAGAAUGCUGUGCUGCAAGGCCAAGUCACUGCCUUGGAGACAGAAGUAGAGUCGUGGCAGCGACAGCGUGAGGAGGCAUGGCGGGCUCGGGAAAGUGUGCUCAGUGACCACGAACGCCUUCUGAGCGUCCAUGAGAGGCAAGCGCACGAGUAUGAGCAGCUUAUCAGUCAGCACGCUGCACUGAAAUACAAACAGAGGGCGCUAGAGAGUGAACAAAGGACUCUGCACAGCAAGCAUUGCGUUUUGCUGCAGCAGAAGGAGAAGUGGGAUGAACAGGCAGGGCAUGGCCAGAAAGAGAAGGAAGAACUUAACCAAGAGAUCCAGAAGAAUCGGCUACUGCAGCAAGAGAAUCUGCAGCUAAAAACAGAAGUGGACAGAUUGACAGAAAGCCAAUCACAGUACUCAGAGAAGAGUGAAGGACUUCAGCAGAGAAUGAACGAACUUAAGAGGUCAUUAAGCUCUGCCAAGCUGGAAGAGAGUCAAUGGAAGGCACAAUACGAUUCACUGAUGGAACAACACCAGGGCCUGGAUCUUACCAUGACCAAACUAGACAACCACUGUGAGCUGCUGAGUCGACUGAAAGGGAACCUGGAAGAGGAGAACCACCACCUCUUGAGUCAGAUCAACCUGCUGAGUCAGCAGAACCACACCCUGCUUGAGAGGAGCAUGGAGAGCAAAGAGCUGUAUCACCAGGAGCAGAAACUAUACAUUGACAAGUUGAACACUCUUCGUCGGCAAAAGGAGAAACUAGAAGAAAAGAUCAUGGACCAAUACAAGUUCUACGACCCAACACCUAAAAAGAGGAGUCAGUGGUCUGGAGCCAAAGCUUUAGUCAACCUGAUCAAACCCCGGAAGGACAGCAGCAAGGAUAGAGGGGGCGACCGGGACAAGGAAGGGGUCAAGGAGAAAGACCGAGCAAAGAGUGCCCCAGACAUCCCGCUACCUGCCCCACCCCCACUCCUCCCCCCUGAGACGCCGCCCCCUCUUCCCCAUCGGUCGGGAAGUGACUCACAAGAGGUGGGCCACGCUCACAGUAGUCUAAACAACCACAUCAGCAGCCCCGGCCUUGGGUCCCAGAGUCCAGCGCCACUGACACCCAUCAGAGGUUUGACUGACAGAAGCCACAGAGUUUUCAGGAGCAGUACACCAGGAGGCAGCAGUGAGAGCUUCAAUGGAGAAGAUGGAAACGGACAAGGUCAGACAUAUAAAACUCUGAGCUCCACUCCGAGCCACCACUUGUCCUCACUGGGCCUAAGCAACAAUUCCAGCUCCAGAAUUGGACCAGGCCCUAGCCGCAGACCCAGAGGUCUGUUACUUAAUGAAGACUCUUGCCACAAUACAUCUGACUCUGUGUUUGGUCACCAUGGCAACAUUGGAGGUCGCCCAGGAUCCGGCGACUUUAGCCACAACACCUCCAGCUCCAACUCACCUGUGAAUUGCAGAGACUCACUGGAUUGUCCGGGGCGCUCAGCCAGCCUCUCAAGUGACGAUGUCAUGGGUCUCAGCCGAUCACAGCAGACUCUGUCGCGUAGCUCGACCCUCCCAUACGACCACUCGCCCCAGAGGGCCCAACCUCAACGUGGAGGCGGAGUUAGAACCAAGAUAAGGUCAUCAUCACCUGGAAGUGAGAUGGUGUCGCUGGAGGAGUUUUUACACGAGAGCAACUUGAAGUCACCUCCUAUGGUCUCUACAGGAAGCAAGGAAGACUUGAUGACUGACUAUUUCACCAGAAGUCCUGCCGCCUCAGUUCCCACUAUCAGAGAUCAGGUGGCUCCCACCAGCUUUGUCUUGCCCACUGUACAAACAUCCAACCAAAGACCUGGCCAGAGCGUGAAGCCUUCCCCUCGCCAACCAGUGGGCCAGUCUCCAUCCUCAUGCCCGCCCCUCGGCCAGAGAACCAGCCAAUCAUUGAGCCGUGCCUUCAGCUUGGCCUCAGCUGAUUUGCUGCGUUCUAGUGGACCAGACAGUUUCCGCGGAAAUGAGACCUCUCCUGGCCAAUCAGAUGUGGUAGUUCGACGGCAAGGAGGAGGAGUAAACGGGAGAGAACGGCCACUCUCUGCCCGUCUGGCUGGUCCAACCAAACAAAUUGGAGAUGGCAGCUUCCUAAACCAACCCAUUCACCACUCAUCCUCUCUGAAUCUGCAGACGGAAAGAUACAAAGAGCGAGAAAGAGAGAGAGGGAGGACUCCUGCAUCCCAGAAUGGCCCGUCCUCAUCCUCUUCCUUUCAUAGCCAUGGCGAGGUCGCCAUGGUUACUCCCACAAGGGCUGUGCCAGCAAAACCGCCUAAUGAGGCCUCUGAGGAAGGGGAGGUGUUAAGAGAGGGACAGUCGGAUGACUCCUCCCACUUAAAGAAAGAAAGUGAGACCGCGACAUGUAGCUCUGUUGAACGCCCAAAAAGCACACCAGCAUCCCCUGACCCCAACAACGACCCCCAAACAGUAUGGUAUGAGUAUGGUUGUGUCUAAAAACCUGGAACCAAAUACUCUUAACUUCAGUCUGCAUGAGCUAGAUGCUGGAGCUGUGUGAACUGAGUUCUUUGUCUUGUGGAUAAAUCUUGGAACUUUUAAGCCUGUGGUCAAACGUUGUUCCAACACAGCAACAGUCACAGGAAGUAUAUGGGCAUUUAAAAACUCAGCAUGAAGGACUAAAGUUUGUAUUUUCUGGUACAAACUUGUAUAUGAACCAAACCAGAUCCCAAACACCUGCUGCCAACAUGGCUGAUAAAAACAGUCAGUGGGGAAGCUUUCUUAAGCUAAGGAGCUGCCGGAUUUCAGCUAUUCACAAACAUCACGUCAUAGCCCAACUACUGGAUCUGUGGUGUCGGUUCUAAUAUCAUUAUCAUAAUCUAGAAGUGACUCUCAGCGGCAGAUGCAAUAUAUAGGGAUUAAGAUAUGAACUUCACACUAAAGUCUCUGACAAUGCUUGAAAUCAUGAAGCUUUGCUUGUUUGUUAUCAGCAUGUUGAGCUUGAUCCAGCAAACCACCUAUGUCCAUAUGAUGGACUUUUCUCUUGGGCAACAAAGCUGCCAAAGGAGCUGUUUUUUUUAAAUGGUGUUUCCAUUCUUGACUGUAUUUGAGGCAAAUUGUGGAUGUUUUGACCAGAUUGUGAUCCAGAUGUUAAUACUUUUUUAAAGCAUUCCAAUUUGAAUAUCUAUUGAAAUGGAGAUGCAAGCUGCAGUGUCUGAAGUCUGAGAAUACAUAACACUUACAGCCCAGUUGUGGACACGACACUAUGGGCAAUGGGCUUUGUCUAUGAGCUGGAACUCUGACUGCACAAUGGCUGGCCCUGCAAAUGUUUACCUGUCUGCCAGCGUUUCUGGAGAAUUGUUGACAAUGAAUUAGCCCUCACCAAGACUGAGUGAACUAAAGUUAAGAUGACCAGAAGCACGAGAGCAACUGAAUGUAUUAGAUUUACCCUCCCUUUUUCUCACCUCUUCUCUGUUACUGAAACACUGAAAGAGGAAUUACAGAAACCUGGGGGUUCUUGCAAAGGGAGAGGAUUCAAGUGGAAUAGAAAAGGGUGUAAAGAUAGAGAGAAAGUAGGUUAGAAUAAAUAGAGGGAUACUGCGAUGGACACAGAUGAAUUGACAGAUAAAGGGAUGGAUAGAGUGAUGGGAGGAUGAACAGAUAAACAAGACAGAGAUGGAGGGGCCCCACCCAUUUAAAUUAUAGUCUUUCUCCCUCCAUCUUUAGAUUCUGUCCCAGCAUGCAACACUGUGACACUUUACUGGAAAUGUUGCUCUGUCCAAGCCAACACUAGAUUCAAUAACACACACGCACACACACACACACACACACACACACACACACACAAUAUAUGUAAUGAUGAAGGCACAGACAUUGUCCUUCAGGGGGUUGGUUGUGGCUUUUCUAAUUGUUGAAGUGGACUUAAUUUACACUUGUGUGCAUACACAUGCAUUGACACACACACUCCGCUGAGUAACCCACAGUGUACUGAUGCAUGCUAAGUAAACCCACAGUUUUAGGCGCUGCACAACAGACAGUGAGGGCGAUGGAUUCUGAGCCUGGAACCACUGUGAUCUGGAUAUUUUUAGUUGUGCCUAUAAUUUAUUAACUGUGGCAAUAGUUUUUAUGAGAAUAAAUGAAUACACAGUGUUUAGCAGCUUAUUCUAUCUAUAUGUGCACAUAGAAUAGAAAGCUUUAUUGUCAUUGUACCCUGUACAAUGAGAUAAACACACUUAACUUUAGCACAUAUGCUAUGCUGUUAGUAAGCAUAGCUAAUGAGUAGGCAUUUGCCAUCUGCUUCCAUCUUCUAUCUGUGAUGCCCGCACCAACAUUAGGUGAUCAUUGUGUGUGUGACCAGCUAUAUGCAUUUGAUUGUUGUACUGCUAUAGUCUGAGUUUACUUGCUGCAAGCUGUGUAAGCAAGCAAUGACGCACCAUAUUCUAUUUAUUUGAGGCUCAAGUGAAAAACUGAGAUCAGAUGUAGUUUGUGUGUUUUAGCUCAGACAUUCCAGAUUCCCUUACAUUUGCAACACCAACAAAGGUGUUUUCUGAACACCUUUGUGUGCUAAAUUUAGCAGAUAAUUAAAACUCAACAUCCAUAAAUCACAAUCCAUUUCACAAUUAUCAUAUAAAUAAGAACAAAUAAGUAAGAAAUUCAGUUGUUCGACAGAAUGAUCAGAUGGAAAUGUCCAAAAACAAUACAACAAAAUAGUCCCUUAUGUGAAUUUUGACCACUUAAUGUAUCUAAUAUAACCUUAGAUAUUAAAGGGACAGCUCGUCAGUGUAAUAGCUGACAGAUAUAUAAUGGUUCACACUUUAUUUAUCGUCAUAUGGCACAAACCUUAGAAGUAAAUUUGAUAUGUUAUUAAGUCAGCCCAGCUAAUAUUCUUAGACUUCUCUCAACCACACCUGACCUAAACUGACAUGUUAAACAUCAUGUUUUACGCUCAGCGGCACAGUCUAACAAAUUAUUAAGUUCCCACAAAGACACCUUGAUAUGAAGUCACUUUUCCUUAGGUUUAAUACUUUUAUUCUUGACCGAAGGUCAAACAUGAGUCACAGGUCUCCUGCAAACACAGGUGAUUUUGUUUUCAGAGUUGUCAUCGCUGGUUGUUUACACAUAUGUGAUGUAUUCUGUGGUGAACAGAGUGAAGAGGAAGAUGAUGGAAAUUAAUAUGUGUUCCUUGGAAAACAAAUUUGAAAACUCACAAUAGUGACACUGAUCCACUGACGUUAUGUCUGUACUGCUUUAAAUACACAUCUGACCUUCCUGCAUUAGAAAUGAUUGACAACAAACAUUCCUGAAAGCAGCAGAGUGAGGAGGAGGAAGAUUGGAGUUGUGAAAAUGAAGUCCAUCACUAAACCUUAUGCUAACAUUCUGAACAAAAAGCAAAUGACAAUAUGCAACAAGCUAAAUUAUUUUACCUGUAACAUUUGUACAUGAUGUCAGAUUUUAUAAACAAGUAAAAUGACAGAAGACAUGGGAUACAUUUUGUAAAAUCUUCUGGAACUUAGCUUUGAAAAUGUUUGUUGAUACCAAAACAAAUUUGUGUAAACUGGUUAAACCCUGUGAUUCCACUAAAGCUUUGAUAGAUGUAGAUUUGUUUCAAUACUUCAGAAGUUUAUAAAGUAGUGAGAUGAUGUGACAUGAUGUGAAACACUGUAGGAUGAUCCUGUUGAUAGUUUACCUGUUUUCAGUUGGUGUGUGUUGUCUUUGUUCUGCCUGUACACUUCAUCACUGUUUCUUAAAGAUGUGUGUCUGUUUAUGUCAGUUUCAGUUUUCAAAUGUCGAAAUGGGAAAAAUAAUUAUUCACAGAAGCAAUUUUCUUAUUAUUGUAACACACCAUCGCACACACACUUUAUCCAAGUGUUUUUCAUAAUGCUACUGUUAUUGGCUUUCUGGGAGGUGUGCGUGUCUGGCCUGUUUAUAUCUUUCUGCUUUGCUGACUACCUGUUUUUUGACCAGUCCACCUGCCUUACUGUUCUAAACGGUGGCAUCCUCCUUGUAUGACACCUCUGUGAUCCCUCACUCUUGGUUUAUGUGUCUUAGCACCUUUGUGCACACUUAACUGAAAUAAAAGAAGAGCUGCUAGGCAGCGUCACAUGAGGGAAGUGAAAGCAGAAGGUGAAGUGGAACUGACGUCACAGACGCUCUAACUGGAAUAACUGCUACUGUAACUGAGGAGGCUGAUGUUAUUCAACUCAAAAGCAUUUUCUAAUAAAGAUCUCUAAUAUUGAACUGA